AUGGCUAAUGCUUCUACUAUCAUCUGUAUCGGGGUAGUAGUAGGCAUAGUCUCAUCCGCGACCCAGUCGCUCGGGCUGACGCUCCAGCGAAAGGCCAGCGUCGCGCACGAGGAACGCACCAACAAGUCCCUGUAUAAAGACCCAACGUGGCAGCUGGGGCUUGCUCUGUUCCUACUGGCCAACAUUGUCGGCAGCACCGUGCAAAUCGCAACGUUGCCGCUGAUCGUGCUCGCGCCUCUGCAAAGCUGUGGGCUUCUUUUCAACUCGCUGGCGGCUCACUACGUGCUCAAGGAGUACUCCUCGUGGCGCACGCCCGUGGCCACGCUUCUAAUUGUAACCGGAGGCAUGGUCAUUGGCGUCAUGGGGGUCUCGGCGUCCAACUCCCACUCCAUAACCCAUUCACUGCCGCAGUUGUGUAAAUUGGCUCAGGGCCCGCUGUUCAUGCGCUGGUUCGUGUGCACCAAUGCCUUGGUCGGGGUGGUGCUGAUUCUCACGUGGUACAACGCCAAAGCUCUCCCCACUUUCGCCAAGGGCGUCAGUUACGGCUGCUGCAGUGGGAUUUGGUCUGCGCAUUCGCUACUGAUGGCCAAGUCUGUUUCCGAUAUCGUGACACAUGCGGUCGUGCACCGCUCAACAGACCUGGCCACCUCGAGGUUCUGGAUUCUAGUCGCUAUUUUCGUGUCUCUGUCGCUCACCCAGCUUUUCUUACUUAACACCGGUCUGCGACACCUUUCCACUUCCAUUCUGUACCCGUUGGUCUUCUGCAUCUACAACCUCGUCAACAUUUUCAACGGGAUUGUUUUUUUCCACGACCAAGAAGAGCCCAUGGCUAAAGUCGUGGCCGUGAUACUACCGGGCGUCGUAAGCUUGAUUUGCGGAGUCGUGCUUCUGUCCAGGGACCAGUACAUUAUCUCGCAGCGCGAGGACUCCAAAAGCUUACACGACUCACAACACCGCACCAGCAUGCUAUCCUACACCAGUUUGAGACCUAAGAGCGUCGAUCUUGCAUCGCUACAAGCCCCUACAUCCUGUGAUACCGACAGCUCGGACCCAUACUACGUUUCGCUGCCACAAACACCUAAAAGAGACAAGUACAACUCCAUGUCAUCCUCUAAGCGGAGCAGUCGAAGAGUGCUUUCAUUCGAGCAGGAAGGUAUUCUCACACAGUUGGUUUAG
Lachancea meyersii CBS 8951 is the source of this 1176-nucleotide messenger RNA. The record is from the annotation of a GenBank genome assembly. NCBI's taxonomy places the organism in Eukaryota, Fungi, Ascomycota, Saccharomycetes, Saccharomycetales, Saccharomycetaceae.